This is a messenger RNA of Racocetra persica, 423 nucleotides long. The record is from the annotation of a GenBank genome assembly. Lineage: Eukaryota; Fungi; Glomeromycota; Glomeromycetes; Diversisporales; Gigasporaceae.
UCAUUUAGUCGUGGUACUUUUAUGUCAGAUUCAAACCUAUCGAAAAAUGAUUUGGCAGAUAUUUGCCGUAGUCUAGGUAUAUCAUCAGAAGGAAAUAAAACAGACCUUGUUCAAAGAAUAAAAGAAUACCCACAGUAUGAGGGUUGCAGAGAAAAUGGUGAAAUGUUAGGAAAUCUAGAGACCACAAGAGAAAAUGUGGUUGAUAUAGAGUCAGUAGCUUCCGGUUAUCAUUUAGAAGCCUCAGACAGAUUCGAUAAGAACUUACAAACCUUGAGAGAGUUGGCAAGGAAAAGCACUGAAUGUGCUAAAAAUACUCCUUUAAAAACUGGCUCAUACAAUAAAGAACUUCAAGAAGACCCUAAAACGCAACCAAAUAAAUUAGCAAAGAAAAGAAAGUUACAUGAAAGUGAUGACACUCCAUAA